AAGUGGGCGACUUUCCAUCACAUUCAGCAGUUCAUGUUGAAGCCGUGACCAGGAAACACUAAAACUCAUCUGAACACACAUCGAGAGCUUCAGAAGAACUGAAUCCACUAACAACAGAGAAGAUCACUGAAGAAGAGAGAAGAAUGAAGAUCAUCUGGACUUUCUCUCUGCUGAUGAUUCCUGGUGUGUUGAGCUCCAUCAGUGUGACAGGAUAUUCAGGAGGAGGAGUCAGCAUCACAUGCAGAUAUGAUAGAGGAUAUACAGACAAUAACAAGUAUUUUUGUAGAGGACAGUGGUCAGAGUGCACAGACCGAAUCAGGACCAAUACUAAAAAUAAAUGGGUGAAUGCUGGAAGAUUUUCUCUGUAUGACGACACAAGAGCAGCAGUUUUCACUGUGACCAUCAGAGAUCUGAGAGAACAGGAUUCUGGCAUUUACUACUGUGGGACUGAUAUUUAUGCAAAAGUAGAUUCCUACACUGAAGUGAAGCUGAAUGUUGUAACAGCUGAUUGUUGUCAGAAGAGCAUCAGUCUCUCCGCUGCUGCAGGAGCAUCUGUGAACAUCAGCUGCAGAUACCCACAAUCCCACAGGGCUGAUGUGAAGUUUGUCUGCAGGAGAUCUGGAUCUGAUCUCUGUGCUGAAGAGACGUCUGUGAAGGAGAGCAGAAGAUGGAGCGCUGAGGGACAGAUGCAGCUGUAUGAUGACAGAGAGCAGCAGCUCCUGACGGGAAUCAUCAGUCAUGUGACUCAACAACAUUCAGCUGAAUACUGGUGUGGAGUUCAGUCUGAUGGAGGACACAAGAGCUUCAUCACACGAGUCCUCAUCAGUGUUACUGAUAUUCCGAAAACAAAUUCACCACCGCCAUCAUCAUCAUCAACAUCACCAACGUCAUCGUCAUCAUCAUCAUCAUCAUCAUCAUCAUCAUCAUCAUCAUCUGCUUCUUUCUCAUCAGUCACAUCUCCACUGAUCACAAGAGUUUCCAAAUCAUCUCCAUCCAGUUUCACAUCUGCAGGCUCUUCUCUGAUCAUCUCUCUGGUUCUGGUUCUUCUGGUUCUGAUCAUCGUUGGUCUCUUAUUUCUGUUUCUCUGUAAGAAGCAUCAGUCUCGAGCAGGCGGCGAUUCCUCUCAGACUGGAGCAGAAACACAUGAAGUGGUUUCUCACACUGGUUGUGAUUAUGAGGAGAUUAAAGACUCUCACAAACAGUUACCCACAAACCCCUCUGUUUCUCCUGACUGUGUUUAUGCCACAGUUCAGAAAGACACUGGUAACUCUCAGAUGUUCAUCACAUCUGCUGAGGAUCUGAAUUACUCUGUGGUGAAUUUCCAGAAGAAAGCAGACUGUCCUGAAGGUGUCAGAUUGAGGAAUAAUCAGGAUUACAGUGAAUACGCUGCUGUCAAUCACCUCACUGACUGAUGACACACAGCAGAGAAUCUCAAUCAACUGAAAGUUUUGAUUUUGGGUUCAAGUUUCCAUGAUUAGUAUUUUUGUUAUUUUUGUGGUUGUCUUCUGUUGUAUAUUUUAGACAGUCUUGCAGAUCAGACUUUUGACUGACAAUGUGAAGAAUGUUUAAAUGACAGAGAAGAGUUUUGUUCUGCAAAGAAAUGAUCAGAACAACCUCUGUGUUUUUGGUCAGCAUGUGAUGUAAAUAUGUACUGAAUAUUUCUGAGACAAAAUAACAUGCGUCUGUGAUCAGUUAGUUUUGUUAAUGUUAAACUACACGUCUGGCAGCUGCGGUUCUUCUGAAACUUUCAUUAAGUCUCAGUGUUUAAAAGCUCACACAUUUUUACACAUGCAGCAGCUACUGCUUUUUUGCUCAGUGUUCAUUUUAAAAGCUUGAUAACUUAGAAAAUAGCAUUUAGUAAACUAAGAUGAAGCCAUGAUAUUGUAUGCAAAUAUGAUAUGAAUGGACUAUGGAAGGCUAAAGUGAUCAAAAAGCACAACUUCUGUCCUCUGAGGUGAAGUGUGAGAGGGAGAAGUUACUUUGGUUAAAGAACCUGAAUGUAUAUGACUACAUGAAUGAGUGAGUGAGUACAUUAAUUACACACACAAAAUAAAUAUAUAUAUAUACAUUUGUGUGUGUGUGUGCACAGAUAAAUAAUUUAUAAUAAAUACAGUAAUGUUCAUUUAAAAAAGAACUUUCAUCUCAAACAUUUUAAUUUCACUGCUAUUUUAAUCAAUCAAUAGUGUGUUUAUUUGGUCACCAUGGUAACCGCUGCUGUUUGCACAUUUGUCCUCUAGAUGUCGCUGUCAAUUUACAGUCUGUGAGUUUUGUAGUAUGAAUAAGAAUUAUAGAUAUAUUUUUUUUGUAGGAAUAUUUCAAUUAAUGCUUUGAAAACAAAUUUGAAUUGUCAAAUGUCCAUGAGUUUUGUAAGUUUAUCUGAACAUGUAUCAUCACUUCUC
Carassius carassius (crucian carp) is the source of this 2399-nucleotide messenger RNA. Its product is annotated as CMRF35-like molecule 9. The coding region runs from base 144 to 1412 and encodes 422 amino acids. Gene Ontology annotation, cellular component: plasma membrane. Gene Ontology annotation, molecular function: transmembrane signaling receptor activity. NCBI's taxonomy places the organism in Eukaryota, Metazoa, Chordata, Actinopteri, Cypriniformes, Cyprinidae. The transcript has 7 exons. The record is from RefSeq and is a predicted model, not a curated record.